AUGAAGACAUCAUCUAUCCUUGCUGCAUGCGCAUCUGGCCUCGCCGUUCAGGCAUUCAGUGUCCCAAGAAUCGCCCAGAAUGCUGCCCAGCAAGUGCAAGGCUUCAUGUCGCCUGAGCAGUAUCUAAUCGAGCUGAGUCCUGGAGAGACCAAAUGGGUGACGGAUGCGGAGAAAUGGGCUCUGAGAAGAGAAGGCAUCUCGUUCUUCGACAUCACCGACACACCCGAUCUGGGCUCCAUUCCCAAGUCCAACGCCGCCGUCAAGUUCCCAGCCCAUACCGAGUACAACUCGACUGUCAAGUCUCUCGCCGGCAAUCUGACCAAGUCAAACAUGCACGACCAUCUCGAGAUCUUUACCGCCUUCCACACACGCUACUACAAGAGUGAAUACGGUGCAAAGUCAUCGUUCUGGCUUCUGGGUCAGGUCAACGACACUCUAGCACAUGCUGGAGCUCUCAAGCAUGGUGCAAACGUCAAGCACUUUGAGCAUGCCUGGGGACAGAACUCUAUCAUCGCCACGCUCCCCGGCAAGACCAACAAGACAGUCGUGAUUGGUGCCCACCAGGACAGCAUCAACCUGUUCUUCCCUUCACUUCUUGCCGCACCCGGCGCUGAUGACGAUGGUAGCGGUACCGUGACUAUCCUUGAGGCGCUCCGUGUCUUGCUCCUCAACCAGGACAUCGUUCAGGGCAAGCAAGAGAACACCGUCGAGUUCCACUGGUACAGCGCAGAAGAGGGCGGUCUUCUCGGAUCGCAAGCCAUUUUCCAGACCUACGAGAAGGCUGGCCGUGAUGUCAAGGCCAUGCUCCAGCAAGACAUGACUGGCUACAUUCAAAAGACUCUUGAUGCUGGCGAGCCCGAGAGUGUUGGCGUCAUUACCGAUUUUGUCGACCCUGGCCUCACUGAGUUCAUUAAGAAGGUCGUCACCACCUACUGCGACAUUCCUUAUGUCCUUACCAAGUGUGGUUAUGCAUGCUCUGAUCAUGCCAGUGCCAGCAAGGCCGGUUACCCUAGUGCAUUCGUCAUUGAGAGUGACUUCAAAUACAGCGACAACAAGAUCCACACGACCGAGGACAAGAUCGAAUACUUGAACUUUGAUCACAUGCUGCAGCAUGCAAAGUUGACCCUGGGUCUUGCCUUUGAGCUUGCCUUUGCUCGCUUCUGA
Messenger RNA from Aureobasidium subglaciale EXF-2481, 1164 nucleotides. RefSeq lists its product as uncharacterized. NCBI's taxonomy places the organism in Eukaryota, Fungi, Ascomycota, Dothideomycetes, Dothideales, Saccotheciaceae. Gene Ontology annotation, biological process: proteolysis. The record is from RefSeq and is a predicted model, not a curated record. Gene Ontology annotation, molecular function: metalloexopeptidase activity. The coding region runs from base 1 to 1164 and encodes 387 amino acids. The transcript is spliced from 2 exons.